AUGUUGGAUUGCAGCGUGUUGGCCAGAAUCUUGUGUGCUCUGGAACUUGUCGACGAUGGCAGCACCUGGAUCGAUCUGUCCAACUCCUGCACAGGAACAUACAGGUCGCCUUGCUCUAUCACCAACAAAUCGUCCUCGUUCUUCUUGACUCGUAUAUCAAAGUACUCCUCGCCAAUCUUCAACGACAUGGAGCCGUCCUCCCAUUCCACAAUGGACGAGUUCGACUGCUUGUACAGCUCGUCCGAAGCGGUCUUGGCAUAUCUCCAUCUGAUCGUGUUUUGGAUCUCCAGUUUCUUGAACUCGAGCGAGUCUUGUAACUCCUUGUUGGUGCUGGUUUUGUGCGAGUCCUGCACAAACUCCUUAAGCCCCGACUCAAACGUUGCUGGUGCAAACGGCUCCGGGUCGACAAACAGGUACCGAGGCAAAUUGAAUCCAAUCGCACCACCCUCCGGCACGUGCGACCGCGGGUGUCUUGGGAACGAAACCUCCAGCUGGGUGGGCUGGUACUCUUCUUCGGCCACCUCUUCGUCGUCGUCGUCAUCGAUCUUGGUUUCUUCAGCGACAUCGACGCCGGUCGCCUCGGCUGCGUCGCUCUCGUCGCCAAAAAGGUCGUCAACGGCUUCCGCGGGCGAGUCCCCGGUCUUCUCCAACUCCUCGCUGCUCAUGAACAAAAUAAAAGGCUUGUGA
Messenger RNA from Ogataea philodendri, 687 nucleotides. RefSeq lists its product as uncharacterized. Lineage: Eukaryota; Fungi; Ascomycota; Pichiomycetes; Pichiales; Pichiaceae. Bases 1 to 687 code for a protein of 228 amino acids. The record is from RefSeq and is a predicted model, not a curated record. The transcript has a single exon.